AUGGGAGCUACCUGGAGCUGUGAAGAAGACCCGGGCUGUUGGGAAGGAGAUGAGGCAAAGCCGGGGGAGGUGUCUGCCACCUUGGAUGUUGACGACGUCCUGAGCACGCACUCCCAGGACUGGCGCCAUUCUCCAACAUCGGACGAAUCGGAGGCAGGCAAGCGAUGUAGCCACCAGAGCGCAGUGCCCGCUGAGGAGCUGGAGGUAGAUGCCAAUCUCAUGCGCGGGCUUUCCCUGCGACAGUCACUUCGCAACUUCGGGAUCCUCUGGUUGGUCUCGCCGGAGACGCGCUAUCCGUGCCGCGUGGAGACCCAUCCCGUUCCGAAGUUCGAUGUCUUCGUUUCCCACACCUGGAGGACGCCGGGAAGGUGGAAGAUCUUGUGUCUGAUGUACCAAACAGGCUGGGGGCUUUCGUUUUUCCUGCAGACCUUGGUCGCCACUGUCCUCUUGGUACUGGGCUUGAUCGGGAUUCUGCCACUGCCUUCGACCACUACCAUCGCUGGCAUCCCGCCAGAGCAGUACGAAGCUUCACCGUGGAUGCGAGCCAGCAGUCUUCCAACUAUGAUCCUCGGCCUGUGUAUGGCGCCCUAUGUCGGAGACUUGUUCAACAAGCAGGUAGCUUUUAUUGAUAUGGCCAGCAUCGACCAGACCGAUCCGGUGCAGAAGGAGCAAGGAAUCUCCAGCAUUGCAGGUUUCCUCAAGAAGUCCGACGAGCUGCAGGUUUUGUGGUCGGUGGACUAUCUUUCUCGUUUGUGGUGCGUGUUCGAGCUGGCUGCUUACCGCACAGCAAAUCCGUCAGGAAAAUCACCUUGA
Messenger RNA from Symbiodinium necroappetens, 813 nucleotides. The record is from the annotation of a GenBank genome assembly. Lineage: Eukaryota; Dinophyceae; Suessiales; Symbiodiniaceae.